Molecule: messenger RNA, 880 nt
Organism: Plectropomus leopardus (leopard coralgrouper)
Lineage: Eukaryota; Metazoa; Chordata; Actinopteri; Perciformes; Serranidae
Source: RefSeq, a predicted model, not a curated record
UAUAUGUAUAUAUAAUAGCUGUUUCAGGGUUAAUUCAAUGUAGAAAACCCGUUAAAAUAUCUCAAAUUUAUCACAAUCCAUUAAAGUCUGCAUCAUAAACCUGAUACCUCACAGGCCCCUUUAACUUUCUGUCUGUGUGUCAGUCUCUGUCCCAGGAGGCCUCUGCCCGGGUCAAAGGCAGGGCCCCUCCAGCUGACUGGCCCCAGCAGGGGCAGCUGGAGCUCAGGGAGGUGCAGAUGAGGUACCAGGAGGACUUCCCUCUGGUCCUCGACCGGGUCUCCUGCAGCAUCCAGCCCAGAGAGAAGGUGGGCAUCGUGGGCCGCACUGGAUCAGGGAAGUCGUCUCUCGGUGUGGCGCUGUUCCGGCUGGUGGAGUGCUGCGGCGGCUCCAUCCUGAUCGACGGCGUGGACAUCAGCGACAUCGGACUGGCCGACCUGCGCAGCAAGCUGUCCAUCAUCCCGCAGGAUCCCGUGCUGUUCGCAGGGACAGUCAGGUCCAACCUGGACCCGUUUAACCGCUGCAGCGAGGAGCAGAUCUGGGACGCUCUGGAGAGGAGCCACAUGAAGGAGUGUGUGUCCCAGCUGCCGCUGCGGUUGGACUCAGAGGUGCUGGAGGACGGGGACAACUUCUCUGUGGGGGAACGUCAGCUGCUGUGUGUCUCCAGAGCUCUGCUGAGACGCUGCAAGGUGCUGAUCCUGGAUGAGGCGACGGCGGCCAUGGAUGCGGAGACAGACGCUCUGAUCCAGGAGACCAUCAGGAGCUCGUUCCAGGACUGCACCACGCUGACCAUCGCUCACCGCCUCCACACUGUCCUCGCCUCCGACCGCAUCAUGGUGCUCAACCAGGGACAGGUACUGACCCCGCCCCCUGCCUGCGGCCA